AUGUGUUUGUCUGGCAAAUUGUUUGGUAAGAUGUGGAGUCUUGUUCCUCGCCCUUCGAUUAGGUCUAAGUCGCCUCAUAUGACUGUUUUUGGAUUUGGUGCUGAUCUGCCACAGACUAAUGACUAUAAGUUGGUUAGACUUGUGUAUCAUAAGAAUGAUAUGGUCGGGUAUAAUAAGUAUAGUGGUUUACCUGAGAUUGAAAUUUAUUCGAUCAAUAGUGGGGUUUGGAGGAGAGUGGUGGGGUUUGAGAUUCAGCAUUGUAUUGUGGAGAUUAUGUCGUCUCCCGUUUUUGUCAAUGGAUUUGUACAUUGGAUUAUUUAUGAUUAUGUUGCGAAUGGUGGCAGACGUCGAAUUUUAAUCAUGACUUUUAAUAUAGCGAAUGAGGUGUUUGGGGAGAUUAUGUUGCCGGAUGCAAUAAUUGGUGGAACUAUGACAAGUUUAUUGGUUACGUUGUUUGAGGAAUCACUUGCUAUUGUUAGGUAUGGUAUGAGGAUGGGGAUGUAUGGUUAUUUCUGUCAAGUAUGGGUGAUGAAGCAGUACGGAGUUUCAGAAUCUUGGAAUAGGUUGUGUCAUAUAAAUUUGGUUGCAGGUUUCAAGAAAGUUGUUUGA
Messenger RNA from Solanum lycopersicum (tomato), 609 nucleotides. RefSeq names its product F-box/kelch-repeat protein At3g06240-like. Lineage: Eukaryota; Viridiplantae; Streptophyta; Magnoliopsida; Solanales; Solanaceae. The record is from RefSeq and is a predicted model, not a curated record.